Messenger RNA from Gossypium raimondii (Peruvian cotton), 1574 nucleotides. RefSeq lists its product as uncharacterized. The record is from RefSeq and is a predicted model, not a curated record. Bases 176 to 1213 code for a protein of 345 amino acids. Gene Ontology annotation, cellular component: cytoplasm. Gene Ontology annotation, molecular function: ATP binding; protein serine/threonine kinase activity. Gene Ontology annotation, biological process: protein phosphorylation. NCBI's taxonomy places the organism in Eukaryota, Viridiplantae, Streptophyta, Magnoliopsida, Malvales, Malvaceae. The transcript has 6 exons.
AAAAUAAUGUUCCAAAACAGAGCAUAGAGGAGAGAGAGAAAGAGAGAGUGCUUGUUAAGAUCCGCCAUUUUUACGUUUCUCAAUUCCAACACACCCUAAAAAGAAAAAAAAAAUAUGAGAGAUCUGAAGAUGUAAAAGGAAUUUUUUUUCAAGUGAAAGGCAUAAGGGGAAAACAAUGGGGUGUACAUUUUCAGGGUUUAAUGCAAUGUACGAUGCUGCUAAUGGGGGAGGAGACGUUUGGAUCAAUGACAUCAGGUUCAAGAUCGUGAGGCAGUUGGGUGAAGGUGGCUUCGCCUAUGUUUAUCUGGUUAAGGAAGUCACCUCCGAUUCUUCUUCAAUUUCAGCUGGUGGCUUAGCCAAGAAAGUCAAGGACCCUUCUCAUCUAUCUGAUGAUGGAACUUAUGCAAUGAAGAAAGUUCUCAUUCAGAAUAAUGAACAGUUAGAAUUGGUUCGGGAGGAGAUCCGUGUUUCAUCCUUGUUUAGUCACCAUAAUCUUCUUCCCCUUCUUGAUCAUGCUAUCAUUUCUGUUAAGCCUACACAAGAAGGAUCAUGGAAUCACGAAGCAUAUUUACUAUUUCCCGUUCAUUUGGAUGGAACAUUACUGGACAAUUUCAAAGCUAUGAGUGCUAAAAAUGAUUUCUUUUCUACCUCGGAUGUUCUUCAAAUAUUUCGGCAGCUGUGUGCCGGACUUGAACAUAUGCACAGUCUUGAGCCUCCAUAUGCACAUAAUGAUAUCAAGCCUGGUAAUGUUCUUUUAACCCAUAGGAAAGGGGAAUCGCCUCUUGCUAUAUUAAUGGAUUUCGGGAGUGCUCGUCCUGCAAGGAGGCAAAUUCGCUCUCGUUCUGAGGCACUACAGCUUCAGGAAUGGGCAUCUGAGCACUGUGCAGCACCUUUCCGAGCUCCUGAGUUGUGGGAUUGCCCAAGCCAUGCAGAUGUUGAUGAGCGAACCGAUAUUUGGGCAUUGGGGUGCACUUUAUAUGCAAUAAUGUAUGGGGUAUCCCCAUUUGAGUAUGCACUUGGAGAAUCUGGAGGAAGCCUGCAACUGGCCAUUGUAAAUGUACAGAUUAAGUGGCCAGCUGGACCUAAACCACAGUAUCCUGAAGCUCUUCACCAAUUCGUGACUUGGAUGCUUCAGCCUCAGCCUAGUGUUCGCCCUCGCAUAGAUGAUAUCAUAUUUCACGUCGACAAGUUGAUCUCGAAGUUUUCACAGUGAAAUAUCAUAAGAGGGAUUAGGGUGAGAAGGAAAGGGCAUUCAACCAGUAAUGGACGAGUUGAUCAUCCACAUUCUAGCAACUUGUUAUAAACGUGAGUUUCUUCACAAGGCUUCGAAAGACUUCUGAAGUGACAGCAGUAGCAGUUCUUUAUGAAAAAGUUCCAUAGUAAUCCUUUUUGUCCAUGUUAUUCAGAUUUGGGGUAAAUGUUGGAUAUUGUUAUGCUUUUUUCUUUUUUCUUUUUUAAAGUUUUUCCAUAUAUUUAAAUAAUCAUAUGCGGUAUUUAUAUAUGAAUAUGUGUUAGAUUCGGGAGUCUGACACAUGUAUUUUAUUGAAAAUGAAGAGCCAAAGCUUGUUGGAGUA